AUGGCAGAAGAUCCGAUCCCGAUCGACGAGCUCGCGUCGAGUCCGGCGCAGAACCCUUUUUUCUCAAAUUUCGACCUCGACCCUCUUGGCGGCGUCUGGCCGGGCGAGCCUCACAAAUUGGCACCGCCGGAUUGGACGACGGCUCUUCCUCGCCGCCCUGGCGGGCGUAUGCUGCUCAGGUCGAUCUUGCCAUUCCGAUCAGCAUACGGCCUCUAUACACGCAGUCCCACACAUUCUUCACAAGCUCCCAUUGGCGUCCUUUUGCGCCCGACUGCCAGAUUCGCCAUGUCCACCUCGGCCCCUGGCUCACCGGAGCUUCCGCCAGCCAAGCGCAUGCGAUCGCGCUCGCCCGAGCAAACGACGUCGGAGCAGGCCGCCUCGACAUCUGCCGCCGCAUCUAUGUCGGCCAACGCAUCCACCGCCCAAGAGAAGCAGGCGCGCAAGGCUGAUGCACGCCGAUCGCGCCAAAAGCGCAAGGACUACGCCAAGCAGCUCACCAAGACGGGCCGCGAGCCGAUCGAGUUCGACAUCGAGAAUCUGCUCGGCGUGCGCAAGGUGACCGACAUCCUCUCGGAGGGCGCAGAGUAUCAGAACAAGUUCGAGCGCGGAACCCGCCUGACGCUCCGGAUCGAGUGCCUCGACGCUCACGGAGACGGUCUCGCCGUUGCGCCCGAACGCGACUGGGUGGUCGCCGUACCGCACGUGCUUCCCAAGGAGAAGGUGGUCGUCGAUAUCGUCAGCAACGAGAGGCUCUACUCCAAGGCGAAGCUGGUCGAGGUGCUCGAAAAGAGCGACACACGGCAAGACAGCCUGGUGCGCUGCAAGUACUUUGGCGACUGCGGCGGAUGCCAGUAUCAGAUGAUCGACUAUGCUCGGCAGCUCGAGAUCAAGCGUGGAGUGGUGGAGCGAGCCUUCUCGCGCUUCUCGGGCCUCGAGCCUGGGCUGGUGCCCGAGGUGUUGCCGACGAUCCCUUCCCCAAGCCAGUACAACUACCGCACCAAGCUCACACCGCACUUUGAGCUUCCGUACGAGCUCCGGAGGGGCAGGAGAUCUGGCAUCCGGAACAACAAUGCCAACGGAAACGGUGCCUCGAAUGGCGACAAGCCCCAGUACGACGUUCCGAUCGGAUUCGAUUGCAUCGGCACCAAGAGGGUGAUGGACAUCGAAGAGUGCCCGAUCGCAACCACGACCAUCAACCGCGCCCUUCCCGCCGCCAAGCAAAAGGUGCGCGACGGCAUCGAGAGCUUCAAGAACGGAGCCACCCUCUUGCUGCGCGACUCGCUUCGCACGUACGACAGCUUUGCCGAGGAUCUCCUCGCGACCGAAACCGCCGAGCUCGCGGUGGAGCGUGAACUGGACACCGAGGUGGUCACCGACCACAAGGCGACGGUCAAGGAGCGCGUGCUCACCACCAAGUUCGAGUCGCCCGCCGGCACGUUUUUUCAGAACAACCGCAGCAUCCUCCCGAGCCUGCUGGGCUACGUGCGGGAGCAGAUCCUCCAAGCGAGCCCCGACGGCACGAGCGAAUCGGAGCGCUACCUGGUGGAUGCGUACUGCGGCUCGGGUCUAUUCAGCCUGUGCCUUGCGUCGCUGUUCCGCGAGGUAUCGGGCGUGGAGAUCUCGUCCGAGUCGAUCAAGUACGCCACCAAGAACGCCGAGCUCAACGGCAUCACGAACGCCAAGUUCCUCGCGGGCAACGCCGAGGACAUCUUUGCCAAGAUCGAGUACCCUGCUCACCAGACCACGGUGAUCAUCGAUCCGCCCAGGAGGGGCUGCGACGAAGAGUUCGUCCGACAGCUCGUCAACCUAGGCCCCAAGCAUAUCGUCUACGUGUCGUGCAACGUGCACACGCAGGCGAGGGAUGUCGGACAGCUCGUCACCCGCGAUGCGCGCUACAAGGUCAAGAGCGUCCGCGGCGCCGACCUCUUCCCGCAGACGCAUCACGUCGAGGGUGUCUGCGUGCUGGAGCGCAUCGAUGCGUAG
Molecule: messenger RNA, 1983 nt
Organism: Moesziomyces antarcticus
Lineage: Eukaryota; Fungi; Basidiomycota; Ustilaginomycetes; Ustilaginales; Ustilaginaceae
Product: s-adenosyl-L-methionine-dependent methyltransferase
Exons: 2
Coding region: 1-1983 (660 amino acids)
Biological process (GO): tRNA processing
Molecular function (GO): tRNA (uracil(54)-C5)-methyltransferase activity, S-adenosyl methionine-dependent
Source: RefSeq, a predicted model, not a curated record